AGAAAGAGGAAGGGAAAGCACGUAAAUCGUUAAGAGGUCGUUGAACCUGAUAAAUUAGGAAGUUCAUAGAUACAGCCGACUCUUUGUGAGAGCUCACACUUUGGAGAGUUCUACGAAAGCAAGAGAGAAAGAGACAAAAAAGAGGACGAUACCUUUAAAAAGAGAAACUGUUGGAAUCGCGAGAGUGUUCAUGAAGUACAGAAGAGGAAGAAGACAACGACGGAAACGAUUCGAAAGUUUCUGCCAGACUUUGCAAUGCUAUUGCUCUCAUACAACCGUGCACGGCUUGAAAUAUGUCUCGAAUAAAGAAUUAAGUUUCCUCGAAAGACUUUUCUGGCUGUUUAUAGUCGUUCUCUCGUCGAUUUUUGCCAUUGGAACGAUCUACAUGAUAGCCGAAGAAUUUCAGACUUAUCCAACGUCCUCGAGCAUAGAAUCGACGAAUUACAAAAUUUCUGGCAUACCAUUCCCAAGUGUGGUCAUUUGUCCGAACCAGCACAUCGAUUGGAAAACAGCGAUGGAUCUCGAGAAGAAAAUCUUCUCUAAUUCCACGAAAGAAAGCAGCGUCACGACCUUUCGCGAACUACUACAGAAACUAUCGAUCAUAAGUUUCGGAGACUUCGAUCUUCUGAUGUUCCUAAAGGAUCGAGAUCUUGACGAACUCGCUGAUAUCAACGUUACGAGAAUACUUCUGGAAACGAUACCAAAGUGUUCGGAUCUCCUUUCUCGUUGUUGGUGGCGAAACUCCUACCGUGACUGCUGUGAGAUCUUCGAGGUUCAAAAGACAGAGUACGGCUUUUGUUACUCCUUCAACUCGGAGUUGUCUGAAGAACGGAGAGAUCAAACUAAAGACAAGGAAACGCGACCGCGAAGAACAUCUGGUUACGGCGAAUGGAGUGGCGUUCAACUGACGAUGAAUUUGGAGAAUAUAAAUAAACCACCAAACUCCAAAGAAAUGGACGGUGGGUACGUGAUGAUACAAGGACCGAGAGUUUGGCCUAACAGCGGCACUAUGACACCAGUCGGCGUUGUUCUCAGCAUCGCCUUAGACUGCAUAUCGGGAUAUGCAACACAACGAGUCCUCGAGCUCGACGACGACAGGAUGCCGUGCAAAUACGACGAGAACGGACUCUACAACCAGCAAACCUGCAUAUCUUUUUGCAAGCGAGCUUACGCGGUCAAGUACUGCGGCUGCAACCCGUCCUUUCUAUUUCCAUCCACUACUAGCAUUCGUGAUUGCAAUAUCAAAGAUUUGAUUUGUCUUGCGGAAAAUAACGAUAUAUUCAAUUCGUAUUAUCUGCUGCAAGACAAACAAAUAGUCGAUGACAAACCAGGAAUGCUAUGCGAUUGUCCACCAGAAUGCGAAUAUUAUUUCUACAAACCACGGUUGACGGUAGUACCGAUAUCACGAAGCAAGGAUAUCGUCGUGGACAUACAUUUCGAGACGCAAACGAGCUUUCGAUAUAAGACCGACAUUGUCUUAACGAAACUCGACCUCCUUGUAUCCUUCGGUGGUAUUAUCGGCUUGUUCCUCGGAGGUUCUCUCCUAAGCGCGGUGGAGCUCAUUUACUAUCUUCUAGUUCUCCUGUAUUGUUGUGUUUCUUCCUGGUACAAGUCGGCUAAGCGAAAAGUUAACGUCCAAGGAGAGAGCGAAGCUGUGGUAACGGUAAUUCCAAGAUUACCUAUUCUGGAUUAUGGACCCCUGAAAUCGCAAUCGAGGAAGAUUCCGAAUCUACUCGUCUACGAUUACGCGAAGCAGAAACCCGACAGAUAUUGAAGCAAUCACGGUUACCAGCUUUACUCGGAAUAUCAUCACUUGCUUGGAUUUCAGACUUUUAAUAAAGAAAUUUUCUCCAAGUUGCUAUUAUCAUCGUUAUUAAUAAUGAAAGAAAUUAUUAAUAUACAUAUGUACGUACCGAAUACAAUUU
Molecule: messenger RNA, 1925 nt
Organism: Vespula pensylvanica (western yellowjacket)
Lineage: Eukaryota; Metazoa; Arthropoda; Insecta; Hymenoptera; Vespidae
Product: pickpocket protein 19-like
Exons: 7
Coding region: 191-1774 (527 amino acids)
Biological process (GO): sodium ion transmembrane transport
Cellular component (GO): membrane
Molecular function (GO): ligand-gated sodium channel activity
Source: RefSeq, a predicted model, not a curated record